UGUGUGUGUGUGUGUGUGUGUGUGUGUGUGUGUGUGUGUUUGUCGUGAUCUGAAGCACGCUUUUACUCAAUCCUAUACUGUAAGCUGCAUGUCAGGAGUUCCGCCCUUUGCACAGAUGUUCCAGCUGUAGAGCUAAAAGCGUGAAUGUGUUGUGACUGUACAGUAUCUGCUCCACAUCUGGAGUCACACAUCUGUGUGUGAGAAUUAUUUGCAGGAAUUUUCUAAUGAGUGCUGUAAUGCCUCUCUGUGUAAGUACAGUACAGUAGUAGCUACAGUGCCGCAUGCGUGUAAGUGAAACCAUAUGCCACGGGGACGAGCUCUGGACAGCGUGUUGUAUGGAUGAGAGAAGCAUUCUGCCGGUUCAACCUGUGUCUAAUUACCAUGACGCAUACAGUAUUCACAGACGCGGGAUUUUUAUGACGUAAGGUAAAUACCGGAGCGUGUUAAAAGAUGAGCUCAUGCAGCAGCAGGGCUCUCACUCUGCUCUCCACCGUGUUUGGGGCGUGCGGACUGCUGUUGGUUGGGGUUGCCGUGGCAACCGAUUAUUGGCUGCUAAUGGAGGAGGGCAUCGUGCUGCAGCAGAACCAAACCAUCGACGUCAAGAUGGCAUUGCACUCUGGCCUCUGGAGGGUGUGCUUCAUAGCAGGUUCAGAGAAAGGAAAAUGUGUGGCCUCUGAGUAUUUCACUGAGCCAGAGAUAGAGAUCACAACAGAAAACACGGCAAAUAUUCUCAAAAUGGUGCGGACAGCUACGCCUUUCCCUAUGGUGUCUUUGCUCUUUGUGUUCACUGCCUUCAUCCUUAGCAACGUGGGCCAUAUUCGCCCACAGCGCACCAUCUUGGCAUUUGUUUCCGGAAUCUUCUUCAUCCUGUCAGGUCUAAGUCUAGUGGUGGGAUUGGUGCUCUAUAUUUCCAGUAUAAACGAUGAGGUGAUGAACAGGCCUAGAGAACCGGAGCACUUCUUUAACUAUCAUUAUGGCUGGUCCUUUGCGUUUGCUGCCAGCUCCUUCCUCCUCAAAGAGGGUGCGGGUGUGAUGUCUGUGUAUCUCUUCAUGAAGCGUUACACUGAAGAGGAGAUGUAUCGGCCUCACCCAGCACUCUACCGCCCCCGUCUGUCUGAGAGCAGUGACUACAGUGGUCAGUUCCUGCAGCCUGACACGUGGCCGCCUCACCAACGUGCUCGCAGUGCCUCUGAGCUCUCCAGUGAUGUGUCCAUUCAGCUAGCACAGGCCCAGCAGCCUCCAGCCAAACUCAUCGCCCAGCACAGCGUGUCAGCACCCAGCGCCACAGCUGCCUCCAGCCCCGAGUCUGCAGUUGCAUUCCAGCUUCAGUCACCCUCACACUUUAGCCACAACCACCCUCUCCACCCCACAGAGUCCCAGAGCCUGCCCCUGUCCAUGCCACCACCUGCCGUGCCACCCCCUCAUUACCACACACACAUGCGCAUGAGCGCCUCGCCAUGUUAGAGGCAUUUCCAUCCACCUGUAUUUCUACAAAUUUUUAAUUUAAGCAUAAAUUGAAACAAAACACUGAUUUGCAUUUUUUUUUGCUGAUUUUUUGAAAAUUUGCUUAACAUUUGCGAGACAUUUGGAUGGAAACAGACCUAGAGAGAGAGAGAGAGAGAGAUUAUCUACAGUGUGUUAUGGUUUGAAAGAGUGUAAAAGAGCAAACUUGAUCUUGAGAGUAGUGUGAAAUAAGCUAGGUUAAGAGUUAUCUUAACAAAAAUGUUAAGAUAUGAACAUUGUAAUGGAAUAGUAACCAUUUUGUUACAUGGUGUUAUACAGGGAGAUUUAUUGCACAAGCAAUGUACAAUGCAAAACACUUCCAUUAUAACACACAUUGUUGUAUACUUACAUAUGUAGUGCACAAAGACAGUAAUUAUUGCCUUCAGUUUUACUAGUGAUAUUGAAAAUGUAUUAUUUUCAUCACUCUCUCAAAGUAUCAGUAUUAGCGUUAUUAUCAUGAAGACGUAUUUAAGCUUACUUGUUGCCAGGGAAAAUAUGUAAAAUAGGUAUAUUAUUUCUACUUUGAAUAUGAGAUAUUCCAGACUGAUGAUUUUUAUGAUGUAAAUAAUAUGUGUAAUUUUAACUGGUAUGGGAAAAUAUUAAGACCUGCACAACUGAGUGGGGAACUGUUAUAUACAUUGAAAAUUAAACUGACUGGAAAAACAACUUUGCUUAAAGUCCCAGUAGGGGCUUUUUGAGUAUUGGUUCUUUUGCUAGCUUUUCAAGUUGCAGUAUGUACUUUUCCCCCCUAUUUUAGUGCAUAUUAGUAGUGGAAGCCAUCUUACAUUCAAAUGGAUUUUAUCAUUUUUGUCCCUUAAUAGGUAUCUCAUUCUAAUGCAUCGGUAUUUGUGCACUUUAGCUUAAAAUCCUUUUGGGACUUUAAGAGUAGGGUUAUACUGCAAGUAUGCUGUUGCUUAUCAUGUGAAAGAGAUCCAGUAUUGAUUAUAACAUUUGUGGGCGUGAUGGUGGUUAUCAUUAGAAUAAAACCACUAUGUUGA
Molecule: messenger RNA, 2501 nt
Organism: Ictalurus furcatus (blue catfish)
Lineage: Eukaryota; Metazoa; Chordata; Actinopteri; Siluriformes; Ictaluridae
Gene: cacng7b
Product: calcium channel, voltage-dependent, gamma subunit 7b
Exons: 6
Coding region: 451-1464 (337 amino acids)
Biological process (GO): positive regulation of synaptic transmission, glutamatergic; postsynaptic neurotransmitter receptor diffusion trapping; regulation of AMPA receptor activity
Cellular component (GO): postsynaptic density membrane; AMPA glutamate receptor complex
Molecular function (GO): voltage-gated calcium channel activity; channel regulator activity
Source: RefSeq, a predicted model, not a curated record